Molecule: messenger RNA, 1311 nt
Organism: Drosophila hydei
Lineage: Eukaryota; Metazoa; Arthropoda; Insecta; Diptera; Drosophilidae
Product: fructose-bisphosphate aldolase
Exons: 3
Coding region: 99-1193 (364 amino acids)
Biological process (GO): glycolytic process; fructose 1,6-bisphosphate metabolic process
Cellular component (GO): cytosol
Molecular function (GO): fructose-bisphosphate aldolase activity
Source: RefSeq, a predicted model, not a curated record
UCAGUUUAACUGCAGCUUAACCUAGUGGCUAGGUUCAGAUUAUAAAAUUUGUUGUUUGUUGACUAGUAUUCAUAGGAACCUAAAUUUUGCGUAACGGAAUGACAACAUUCUUCUUCUAUCCGAAUAGGGAAGUGCAGGAGGAAUUGGCCUGCACGGCAAAGGCUCUUGUUGCACCCGGCAAGGGAAUUAUUUCCGCAGACGAAUCAAUAUCGACAAUGUCCAAGCGAUUCCAAACGGUUGGUGUUGAGAAUACUGAAGAGAAUCGUCGACUGUAUCGGCAGCUGCUCUUCACAACGGACCCAAAGAUAUCAGAGAAUGUUUCUGGUGUCCUCAUGUUUCACGAGACCCUUUACCAGAAGACCGACAACGGGCUUUCCUUUGCCGAUGUUCUGCGCAAGAAAGGCAUCAUUCCAGGCAUUAAGGUAGACAAGAAUUCAGUGCCACUUUUCUGCUCCAUGGACGAGUACACCACCCAGGGACUAGAUGACCUACACUUGCGCUGUGCUCAGUAUAAAAAGGAUGGCUGCGACUUUGCCAAAUGGCGUUGUGUAAUUAAGAUUGAUAAGAAUACGCCGUCCUAUCAGGCCAUCAUGGAGAAUGCCAACGUCCUGGCCCGGUAUGCGACCAUCUGCCAGUCGCAGCGUAUCGUGCCCAUUGUGGAGCCCGAGGUGCUAAUGGUUGGAGACCACGACUUGGAUCGUUGUCAAAAGGUCACAGAAGUCGUGCUGGCUGCCGUCUACAAGGCUAUGAGUGAUCAUCACGUCUAUUUAGAGGGCUCAAUACUCAGCCCCAGCAUGGUGACUGCCGGCCAGAACAGCAAUAAGAACAAUACGCCCGGCGAAAUCGGAAUGGCUACCAUAUUGGCUAUGCGACGAACUGUUCCACCUGCCGUGCCCGGUAUAAUGUUCUUAUCGGGCGGCAUGUCCGAGGAGGAAGCCUCCAUUAACCUGAAUGCCGUCAACAAUGUGCCUCUGUGCAAGCCAUGGGCGCUGAGCUUUGCCUUUGGACGCGCUUUGCAGGCCUCGGCCUUGCGCUCCUGGGGCGGCAGAAAGGAUAACGUUCUCGCAGCCCAAAAUGAACUUAUUAAACGCGCCAAGGCUCACAGCUUGGCCAGCAUUGGCAAGUAUAUACCUGGAUCCACUGAAGGCGCAGCGGGUGGCGAAAGAUUGUUGGUCGAUGCAUAUGAAACAUGAGCUCCUGCAAGGAUAAUACAGAGGCACGCGCUGCUAGCAGCAUCCCCUCUAGUCAUGACGUUACCAUUUAUAAUUGACAAAGUAAAUAUGUACAAAUAUAUAUGUGCAUUCAACAGCA